Closterium sp. NIES-65 is the source of this 1254-nucleotide messenger RNA. The record is from the annotation of a GenBank genome assembly. Lineage: Eukaryota; Viridiplantae; Streptophyta; Zygnematophyceae; Desmidiales; Closteriaceae.
AUGCCCAUUCUAGCGCUUAUGCCCAUCGUCGCCCUGCACGCUCCCUCCCCUCCCGUCGCCUUCGCGCACUCCCCUCUCGUCGCACACGCUCACUCCCCUCCGUCGCCCACGCUCACUGCCUUCCCGUCGCCCACGAUCACUCCCCUCCGUCGCCCAUGCUCAAUCCCUUCCGUCGCCCACGCGCACUCCGCUCGAACGAGCACGCUCACUCCCCUUCCGUCGCCCACGCUCACUCCCCUCCGUCGCACACGCUCGCCCACGCAUCCCCAUCCCGUCGCACCAUUCCUUCGUUUCCCCCAUCCGCGCUACCUCACAUGUCUCUGUUCCAACCGUCCUCCUUCCUCAUUCCCUCCUUCCCUCCCUCCAUCCCUCCCUGACUCCUCGCCACCAUCCGCCCUGCCAACCUACCUCCCUUCCUCAUUUCCUCCGGUUCUCCCUACCUUCCUCCCGUUCUUCCUUCUCAUCUCCCCUGUUCUCCCAUCUCGUCUCCCCACGCUCUCCUCUCUCAGCUUCCCCCGUGCUUCCUUCUCAUCUCCUCUCUUUCUCCCGUCUCAUCCCCUCACGUGCUCCCUAACUCAUUUCCUCUCUUGCUCCUUCUCAUCUCCUCAUGCUCUCUCGUCUCAUCUCCUCACGCUCUCCCUCCCUUCUCAUCUCCUCAUGCUCUCCUUCUCAUCUCCUCAUGCCCUCCUUCUCAUCUCCUCAUGCUCUCCCUUCUCAUCUCCUCAUGCUCUCCCUUCUCAUCUCCUCAUGCCCUCCUUCUCAUCUCCUCAUGCUCUCCCUUCUCAUCUCCUCAUGCUCUCCCUUCUCAUCUCCUCAUGCUCUCCCUUCUCAUCUCCUCAUGCUCUCCCUUCUCAUCUCCUCAUUCUCUCCUUCUCAUCUCCUCAUGCUCUCCCUUCUCAUCUCCUCACGCUCUCCCUUCUCAUCUCCUCACGCUCUCCCUUCUCAUCUCCUCAUGCUCUCCCUUCUCAUCUCCUCACGCUCUCCCUUCUCAUCUCCUCACGCUCUCCCUUCUCAUCUCCUCACGCUCUCCCGUCUCAUGGCAUGAGAUGGUACGGACAAACAAAAUGUGCCGCACAGGGUGGCGAUCCACGAGGCGAUGCAGCAGCAGGCCAUGCGUCUCACUGUGUGCUUCGCCUCUGCCUGUGCGCCAUGCGUCCCACAGGAGUGGCGAUCCACGAGGCGAUGCAGCAGCAGGCCAUCAGCAUCGCCAAGGCGGGUAUCACCACCCACCUCCCCAGCCUGCCCUCGGGGUGA